Molecule: messenger RNA, 1563 nt
Organism: Striga asiatica
Lineage: Eukaryota; Viridiplantae; Streptophyta; Magnoliopsida; Lamiales; Orobanchaceae
Source: the annotation of a GenBank genome assembly
AUGAUAAACAGUGUUAAACAAAAGGUUGAUGUGCAAAGGAAUAUGCGUACGACGAGACAGUUUGGAGACUGGUUAAGGGGUUGUUUUGGGGGUUUUGGGGAGCAUAAAGAAAAAAGAUCUUCCAGCCCUAGUAGUAAUCAUCUAGAGAUAAAGUCUAGUAAAGCCGGGGACCAGAGAAUAGAGGCCUACGCCGGCGGGGAUCCUCCGCCGCCGCCUGAUCUACCUUCAUUGUUCCCAGCCCACCAACCACUCAUGAACCCGCCCACGUCCUUCACUACACCUCCACUCCCUCUGUUACAGUCCAACCUCUUGGAGCAACCUUCCACACGCACUCAUCUUCCCCGACCACCCUCUUCAAUAUCCCUGGCCGAGCUGACCUCUUUGAUUUCAGCGGAGGUGGCAAAGGUCCUUCAGAACCUUCUGCCGGCGAGCUCAAGGUUGGAGGAGGGAGAAAUACCGACCUCAUCAUCCGACAAUUCGAUAAGCUUCUUCAUCAAACCCAACCGAGACACGAGCGAGUCACUAGCCUCUGUUCCUCCCGCCGGCGAUGGGGAGACCAGCCUCCAAAACCUGACAUUUCCCCUCCAAGGAUCCGGAGAGAUCACGGCCGCCGUUGAUGUCCACCCUGCUGGGCCCACUGACCUCGACCUUUCUCUUGGUCGAUCGUUGGGGGAUGAUCGAUUACACAGCUCGACGGGCUCUAGAUCUUCGCUGGCAGAUUUGGUCAAACACAUCACGCCACCAAACCCUAAUCUGCAGCUAUCCAUACGCUCCCCUCAGCUCAAGAUUGGUCCACCUGUUAGGGCCUCCUCAACCCCCUUGACUGGCCCAGAUCAUAUUGGGCCGAACCCGAGGCCCAAAUUCUCUGCACAACCUCUUGGGUUCCCUAACCUCAACCCUUGGCCCAUCCAACCCAGCCCUCUUUUGGUCCAACCCGCCACCUUUCACCUCCCUCAAUCCAUCACCUCAGCCCAACCCCGCACAACCAUCUCAGCCCAACACCCCCAACUCGACAUCUCAACCCAAAAUCACUCCCAGGAUAUUGCCACUCCAAAAUCUCAUACCAUCAGUAAUCCGUCCAAGGCCGACACCUAUCUUCUCCAACUGACAGGCCCCAGUCACCCAACCUUCGGCGGCGCCGGUGACGGUGCCACUGCCGGAAAUCACCAACCGGCCGAUAACCAUGGCGGGAAUUCUCUGCAGGCCAACAAACCAACCAAAGGCUUAUCCUUUGGGUUGAAACCAGCAGGAACCGGCUCAAAAAUUGGAAAACUGUCACCGCCGAACGUCCUCCCGUCGGAGAGUUUGACCAUGGCCGCCGCAACCUCAGGGUUGAAUGGUCAACAAAAAAAUCCCUCAGCUCCUCAUUUAUUCUCGGGCAUAUCAUUACUGUCUCCAACCCUAACAGGUAAUCCCGAACCUGCGCACAUGGAUCCGACAAGGGCGGUCCGGCGGUGGCAGAAUAACGGCGCAUGGUCGAGGACGGUGUCGAAGAAGAAUGAUAAACGAAAGAAAGAAAGAAAGGGAGAAGGGAAGGAGAUGAGGAAAAAGAUUUACCUCUAG